AUGUGGUAUGACAAUUGGUGUCCUCAAGGACCACUGAGUAAUUUCAUUACUAAGAGGGUGCUUUAUGAUGCAAGAUUAGAUGUUGGUACCAAAGUUGUCUCAAUGAUAAAUGAUGGAAAAUGGAUGUGGCCAGAGGGUUGGGAGGAUAAUUUUGAUAUUUUGAAGGAAAUUAGUGUUCCUAUUCUGCAAUUGGAUAAAAAGGAUAAAGUUGUUUGGGUAAAUAGAAAUAUGCAGCAGGUGGAGUUUUCUACUACUCAGGCAUGGCAAGAUUUGAGAUGUAAUUGGCCUACGGUUGAAUGGAAGGAUGUAGUGUGGUUUAAGCAACUUGUUCCCAGGCAUGCAUUUAUGUUGUGGCUUGCUUUACAGGAGAAAUUAAUGACUCAAGACAGAAUCGCAAGAUGGAAACAAAUUUCUAUGCAAUGCAGCUUAUGCAGAAAUGGUAUUGAGAGUCAUAAACAUUUAUUUUUCAAAUGCAAAUUCACUGAGGAGAUUUGGAAUAGGUUGAGUAGCCUGAGAUGGAAUAUGAAGGAUCAUACUGAUCUGCAGGAUAUUGUACAGGAAAUCAAAGUGUCUAGAGGUCGGAAUAACUUUGGAGUUGUAGUGAACAAGCUUAUUCUUGCUGCUGCCAUUUAUUAUAUUUGGCAGGAAAGAAAUCAUAGAAUUUUUCAAGAUAAGGAAAGGAAUGAGGAGGCUAUAAGUAAUAUCAUUAAAGAGAGUGUCAGAAUUCAACUCAUUUCCAUUAGAGUAAGGAAGACUAAAAAUGUGAUCAAAAUAAGUGAUCAAUGGAAGUUGAAGUGGGAGAAUUUCAGUCCGGUGGAUAGUUAA
This is a messenger RNA of Erigeron canadensis, 825 nucleotides long. RefSeq lists its product as uncharacterized. The transcript has a single exon. NCBI's taxonomy places the organism in Eukaryota, Viridiplantae, Streptophyta, Magnoliopsida, Asterales, Asteraceae. The coding region runs from base 1 to 825 and encodes 274 amino acids. The record is from RefSeq and is a predicted model, not a curated record.